AUGCCUGGUUUGGGCGCAAUGGGAGAGACUAAUCUGACCCCUUCCCAAAUCCAAUCGGGAUGGUCUGCCCCUUCUUCACGUACUCAUACUCCUGCAGCUGCGGCUGUGCCGCCUCAUGUAUAUUCUCCCAUGUCUUUUGAUCAAAUGUUGGAUCAUGAGCUUCUUGAUAUGGUUGCACAAAAUAUGAUUGUAUUAAAAAAGGAAUUCUUGCAACUACAAGGAGCCUAUGAGGCACAAGGAGAUCAAUUAGCUCUAUUAAGAGCUGAACUAGAAGAACAUCGCGAGCAAUCGCGUAACCAGCAUAUAUUUUAUUCCAACCAAAUCCAAGGAGCGGCUGCUUCUAUACAAGUGGUGCAAGACCAUCUUAUUCAUCUUUCCCCUUCUCGCUCCACAGCUCCUCCUCCCCCACCUCCACCUGCUGGCACCAGUACAGCCACAAAUAUUCCUCCUGCUCCCAUAACGUCUUCCUCCAAUUUAAAAUUUGCCAAGCCAAACAAGUUCAGUGGCAAAAAGGAAGACGCACUCAAUUUCAUCAUUGCCUGCCAAGCUUACAUAAGGGCAAAAGGGGCCAACCAAUCCCACGAGGAAAAGAUUUUGUGGGUUACAUCAUAUUUUGAGGGAGCUGCUGAAGACUGGGUGCGCCCAUAUAAAGAAAGGAAGGUGUUUAGGGGAGAAGCAGUGCCUCUUUUGGAAGAUAUUGACAUUUUUUGGGCCGAGUUUACUAAGCAUUAUGUGGACACUAAUUGCGAUGAGAAAUAUUGGCAAAAAUGGAACAACUUGCGACAGAAGGCUUUGGUCCAGGAAUAUACUUGCGAAUUCCAACAGUACUCAGUCUCUCUUGGGUACAGUGAUGAGACGCUGCGUGACAAAUACUACGACGGCCUCAAGAACGAGAUUAAGGACAUCAUGCUUUCAACAAUGUUCCAGUGGCGUCGCGCUACCGCUCAGCAAGUCUACGACAAGGCAGAGGAGAUUGCAAAUCAUAUUGAAUCCACUCGCUUAUCCAACCCCUCUGCUUCUACCACUCGUGCCACUCCUACUGCUGUCCCCACUUCCAAUUCCAACCCCACUCCCACUCGUACUCGCCUUAAUGUUGGGGACAAUGUUUAUAUGAUCGAUCCCACCACUCGUUGCGCCAAAAAGGGUGCUAUCACUUCCAUUGUUUGCACCACCUCUGGCAAUAUGCCAAAUGUGAGGUGGAAUGGGGAAACAAAAGAUACAAUGAUUCCAUUCCCAUCUCUCAAAAAGGACGAACGCCCUGCUGCAGCUGCCCCUGUCAAGACUAUCAUUGCCCCCACCCCUGUUCUAGCAUCUAAUUCUAAAGGCCCAGGUCCCAUGGAUCUUGAUGGAAGGGGCUUUUCAAACCUCACCUGCCACAUAUGCGGUGGCAAGGGACAUUUUGCGCGCAGCUGUCCUUCUAAGCCCAUGUCUGGACAUGUGGCUAAUAUUGAAUGGUCUUGGGAAAGGCCUAAAGAAGAAAGUCGUAUUGAAGUAGUUUCUGAUGAGGAAGAGUCGGGAAAAGGAAAAGCCAAGGCCAACUAA
Rhizoctonia solani is the source of this 1542-nucleotide messenger RNA. RefSeq names its product Retrotransposon gag protein. NCBI's taxonomy places the organism in Eukaryota, Fungi, Basidiomycota, Agaricomycetes, Cantharellales, Ceratobasidiaceae. The record is from RefSeq and is a predicted model, not a curated record. Gene Ontology annotation, molecular function: zinc ion binding; nucleic acid binding. Bases 1 to 1542 code for a protein of 513 amino acids. The transcript has a single exon.